Messenger RNA from Paramecium tetraurelia, 1173 nucleotides. RefSeq lists its product as uncharacterized. The record is from RefSeq and is a predicted model, not a curated record. The transcript has 4 exons. NCBI's taxonomy places the organism in Eukaryota, Ciliophora, Oligohymenophorea, Peniculida, Parameciidae.
AUGAACUAAUUGAUUUAAUAAGAGGAGAUUCAGUAAGAGUAAAUAGACAAUAAUCAAAAUACAGAAUAGUUAUAAUAAUAAAAUGAAGAUGAAGAAUAAAAAUAAACACAAAAUGAAAAUGUUUAGUAAAAUGAAAACGAAGGUUUAGAUUAAGUUGAAGAUCAUUAAGAUCCAUAGAGAAUAGAAGAACAUGAAGAACAACACAAUUAAAAAAAGGAAGGAAAUGAUGAAACUAAAAGGAUAGCAACCUAAGGAGAGAUGGAAACUACUACAUAGAGAAAAGAUUAGAAUAGACGAUUAGAAACUGAAAAGUAAUAACGAGUUAAAACAACUACUGAAAGGACAUUUAAAACACUUGAAUAGAUUUAUAAUAAAAGAAAUUCAAGCUCAUUUCUACAUCUAAGAACAGCAGAAUAAUUUGAUACCAGAAUAAUUCAUGAUUAAAUAAACAGAUCUCAUGCAAAAUAGCAAUACACCUUUUCUAAAGCUCAAAGGUUUUCCAAGCCCAAAGAGAGUUAUUGUUCAAUGUAGUUCUAUGAUUCAUAAAUUUAAACACAAUUAAGUAAGAGAUCAGCAGCCCUAGGAUUUGGGAUUAAAUCUGAUUUCACAAAACGGGACAAAUAUAUUCCUGGCCCUACAGAUUACAAUGUCAAAUUAUAACCAAAGCCAGGAGUCAAAUUUGCCUAUGGAAGAGAUGAAACCCUAUCCAAAGGUCUUCAUGGCAGACCUAAUACUAAUCCUGCUCCCAAUUUAUAUUAAGUCAAAGACAUCGUCACUACUUAUAAAUAUUCCAUGGGAGAAAGGACAUCAGCCAAACACAUUUACCUUGAAUCCACAACUCCUGCCCCAGGUCGAUAUAAUGUAGGUGGUUUCAGUUAAAAAGGAAAUUACUUUGUUGGGAAAUAUAAAAGUAGUGGAGCUCCUGUUAUUUCUCCGUCUACUGCUUAAUCUCAAAGAGUUAAAAAGAUUCCUGGCCCUGGAACUUAUGAUCCCCCUGGAGACAUAGGAGAUCCAAGAAACUAUUUGCCUUCAUAAUAUUCUACUAGAAGUGGAUUUCGAUUUGGCUAUUAAGAAAGAUAGACCUAGGAGAUUAAAAAUAAAUAAUUCCCUGGUCCUGGCACAUAUUAAAUUCCAUCUGAAUUUGGUGAUUUUGAAUUCCCACCAGCAUUUUGA